Messenger RNA from Bufo bufo (common toad), 4151 nucleotides. It is a transcript of the gene TM6SF1, whose product is annotated as transmembrane 6 superfamily member 1. The transcript is spliced from 10 exons. NCBI's taxonomy places the organism in Eukaryota, Metazoa, Chordata, Amphibia, Anura, Bufonidae. The record is from RefSeq and is a predicted model, not a curated record. Gene Ontology annotation, cellular component: lysosomal membrane. Bases 187 to 1299 code for a protein of 370 amino acids.
UGUCACUGCACAGGACAAGGGAGGCUCCGCAGUGUGUAACCUUGUGUGAGCUGCCAGCACUGGAUCAUUAGGAGAACUGUGCAUGUCUGUAACUGUACACGAGAAGCCGUGCAUGAACUGUGCUGUAUUAUCAAGCUGAAUGUGGAGAUGGUGGUCAAAUUCUGAAGAAAGCCAACGUCUGUAAUAAUGAGCGCAGCUGCCGCUACUAGAGUUUUUAUACUGUCCCUAACAGCCAUUCCCGUCACUUAUCUCUUCAACUAUGUUUCUACAGUCCAGAGUUUUUGGCCUGUUGCGGUUGCUAGCGGAAUGGUCUUGAUGAUGAUAACGUUAUUAUCCCGUCUGCUAGUGAUUCCGAAACCACCCAGAGAUCCUUUGUUCUAUGUAUAUGCAGUAUUUGCGUUCACCAGUGUGGUGUGUCUUAUCAUUGGCCUUGAACAGGAUGGAAUUAUAGACGGAUUUAUGACUCUGUAUUUAAAAGAGACUGAGCCUUACUUGAACACAGCACAUGGCCACAUGAUCUGUUACUGGGAUGGCACUACCCAUUACUUGAUGUAUCUGCUGAUGGUGGCAGCGAUUGCAUGGGAUCAGAACUACAGGACCAUUGGCCUCUACUGGGUAGGAUCCAUUAUAAUGAGUAUGAUUGUGUUUAUUCCUGGAAGUAUUGUUGGUAAAUAUGGAACGAGGAUUUGUCCUGCAUUUUUCUUGAACUUCCUGUAUAUUUGCCUUCCACUGUGGGCUGGGUUUAGAAUCUACAAACAACCAUCCGCUACCAGUAAUCCAUCUGCAAAGGAGGCCCAAAAUAUUCAGCAAAAGAAUUUAUUAAGAAGACCAUCUGACCUAGUGCUGGUCAUGUACCUCAUCGCUGCAACUAUCUUCUGUAUAUUCAGAGGAAUGACUGCUUUAGAUUGUCCAUCUGAUCUCUGUCGGUUAUAUAUACAACUUCAAGAGCCAUAUAUCAAAGACCCCGUUGCCUACCCAAAACUCCAGAUGUUGGUGUAUAUGUUCUAUUCUGUACCCUAUAAUCUAUUCACUUUGUAUGGACUCCUGGUUCCUGGGUGCACGUGGAUGCCAGAUCUUACCAUUAUUUAUGCCGGUGGAUUGGCUCAGGCACAGUUUUCACACAUUGGUGCGUCCCUUCAUGCAAGGACUCCUUACAUCUAUCGAGUUCCUGAUGAUGCAAGACUUUUGGUGUUAAUUGCAAACUUACUUUUUGGGAUUUUUCCACAGAUAUUAGCUCAUCGCUGUAUAAACCAGCCAGAAUUUUUUGUAAGGAUAAGACCAGUGGCCAAAUCUAACUGAAGUGUACUAUGUUUUUUUGUUGCACAAGGUUCUUGCAGAUUUUUUAAGACACUACCCAAUAUAAUGUGAUUUGGUCUGGUUGACACUAUUUAAACCUUGCCUUAUAGCAAGAUGACUAGACAGUGGGAUCACGUGUAUGUAAAUGUCUCACGUUUUAUGAUGAAUUGGUUGUACAUUUCUGAUGCUUUUGUGUACAUAGUGAGCGACUCCUGAAAAAGCUUUAUGCAAACGUGCUGAAACAGCAUGAAAAUUCUCUUCAACAUAAAGGCAUUCUCUAGGACUUGAAUAAUGAUGGUAUAGGCCAGGGAUGCUUAACAUGCGGUCCUUCAGCUGUUCUAAAACUAUAUCUCCCACCAUGCCCCGCUGUAGGCUGUCAGGGCAUGUUGGGAGUUGUAGUUUUGCAACAGCUGGAGGACGGCAGGUUGGUCAUCCCUGGUCUAAGCCAAACACAUUUGUGGCAUGUCUACAGGUAAUAUCCCUUUAAAGAUCCACGGUGCUCCUUACUUAUUCAUGCACAGUAACUAGUCCAUACAUGUGGCUGUGCCUGGUAGUGCAGCUCAGUCAUUCACAAUUCAAUGCAACCCAUCUGGACUCCCAGGAACAGUCGCCUGUACAGAGGAAACAAUGAAGGGGACAGGCUGUGUGAAAGAAAUCAAUUAAAGUGGUUUUCCAGGAGUACAAUACUGAUGACCUAUCAUCAGAUCUGUGGCGAUCUGACAUGUGGCACCCUCAUCAGCUAUGACCUUCUCACAGCAUACUAAGCACAGUGCUGUACGUUAGACAGUGACUGUGCUUGGUACCGCAGCCCAGACCUAUUCACUUGAAUGGGGCUGAGCUGCACAUAGGCCAUGUGACCGAUGUACAGUGACAUCACUGGCCUAGGAAGAUGCUGUAGUGCUCACUGGAGCGCCUCGCCAUCUUCAAACAGCUGAUUGUCAGAGGUUUGGGGAGUCUGAUACCUGCCAAUCUGAUAUUGAUGUCCUAUCCUAAAGAUAGAUCAUACAUAUUUUACCCGUGGAAACCUCUUUAAUUCUACCAUUCUUCCUAUCCUUAAGAUCGCUUUGAUCCUUAAUGUCAUAAUAAAUAUAUAGUCUACUGUACAUUCUCUUGACAAGAAGAAUGAACCCCCAUCCAGCUAGCCAACAACUCUUGGACCGUCGAUAAGAGGCAGACAAUAAGGAAGCAUAUCUGAUAUUCAGAGACCCCUCUCCAACUUUGACUGCCAUCAUUUUGGUUGGCUGGUAUGCUCCUGUAUGCUUUAUACUAUAAGACCCCUCUGUAUGUGCAUGCUGUAUGCCACUUUAUUGUAAUCUUAUCCUUUUAAAUUGGAGCACUGCAGCCCCUUCAUUGUGCUAACUGCCAAGGGUCCUGGGUUUCGGUCUCCCACCGAUUAAACACUGCGGGCCUAUACUAAGCAUAGGAUUAAAAAUAUGAAUCCCCUCUUAUACAGUACAUGUACUCAUAUGCAUUACAAUGCAAUGCCAGAGACAGAUCAUGUCUAUUCAGUCUGAUACAAGUAACUGAUUCCAUUAUCAUACAUGAGACCUAUGACAAGUCAGGAACUCUUUUUAUAUUUUUUUACAUCUUUAUUACUGAACCAUAAUGGACCUUCUCCUGUCAUUAACACUUCCAUCAAUAUAAUAUAUGCUUCAAACACAAUUAUUAUUUGUAAUUAUAACUAACGCCAAUGUUUACAUAAGUUUUUUAAUAACUGUUACAUACAUUGUAAAUUAACUUGUGUGACCUGUUUCCUUCUUCACAAUCUUGAACCAUAAUUUCCAACAUACAUCAGGAGUGUUCAUUUUGUAAAAACAGCAAUACAACAAUUUACGAGAUGUGUUUCAACUACCAACACUGGAAAGGCCAAAGAUGCAUAAGAGAAGAACAAAUGUAAAGAAAAUGUUUUUCACGAAAAACUGCAAUAAAAUAAAUAAAAUCUAUUAUCACAAUAGCGACAUUAUUGUUCACAAGAAAAUACAUUCUGGAAUGGCUAAUCAUUAGUAAAUACAACCGCUAGCUUGGUAGAUAAGAAUUCCAUCUUCUACUGAAAUUUCUACAUUGCCAGGUAAGUGUAUAAUGUAAUGACACAAACUAUACAUCAAGAAAGGCUACUCCUUCCGGUCUGCCUUAUAAUCUCCUCUCCCACACUCCUUGUGGAAUCCUUUGCUUUUGUGAGGAUUGCGGCACGUGAACAGAACAGCCGAGUUGAUGAAAUCACAUGAAGCAAAGUGAGUGGCUGUCAGUGAUCCUAAUAGGAAUCAUGUGAAGUAUAUUCUAACCAAGUAAACCAGGCACAGCAUAAAGCACCUCUCGAGUUAUCAUUACCAUAUUAGAAGGGUUGUUACUCUUAACCUCUGUGGGUCUCCUGGUGUCAAAGCUGAGGAUGGAAGGAGCUGUCAAAGGUAACCCUUUCAUUAGCUUUUAUUGCGCAGGGGGACAUAAUGAACACAAUCCACUGUAAGGUACCCUCUGAUAUCUGCAGCUGUCCAUUGCAGCUGUAGAGCAGUGUUUCUCAAAUCUGAUUCUCAAGCAUUCCCAAGAGUUUACGUAUUAAGGAUUUCUCACAGAGGGAACAUUAUAAUGCACUGGCAGUAAUGAAAUAAGUGCACUUGAGGAAUGGAGUUGAGAAACGCUGCUGUAGAGGUGAGAUGGCUGUGGUUUUUGUCUCUAAACAUAGAAUGGCGUUCUGCCCUAACAGGUCAUUUUAUAAGUUGCUCUUGAUACAAGACAACUGCUUUAACAUUAAGGCUUAUUGCACACAAACGUGUGUGCUCUGUGGCCGUAUUGCGGAUCUGCAAUACACGGGCGCCGUUCCGUGUGCAUUCCGUAUCACGGAUGUGGACCCAUUAACU